Molecule: messenger RNA, 6420 nt
Organism: Corapipo altera (White-ruffed manakin)
Lineage: Eukaryota; Metazoa; Chordata; Aves; Passeriformes; Pipridae
Gene: FOXO3
Product: forkhead box O3
Exons: 3
Coding region: 308-2290 (660 amino acids)
Biological process (GO): regulation of transcription by RNA polymerase II
Cellular component (GO): mitochondrial matrix; nucleus
Molecular function (GO): RNA polymerase II cis-regulatory region sequence-specific DNA binding; DNA-binding transcription factor activity, RNA polymerase II-specific
Source: RefSeq, a predicted model, not a curated record
CGCCCGGCCCGCGCUGCCAGCCCUACGCGGCUGCUCCGGCUCCUAAUCUGAUUUUUUUUUUUUUUUCUUUCCCUCCCCUUUUCUCUCCCCGCUCGCAGCUCCGGCGUGCGCAUCGCCCGCGGGGAGCGGGGCUCGGGGCGCAGCGGAGAGCCGGCCAGCCCUUAGCGGAGCGCGGCAUGCCCGCCCGGCGUCCCCGCGCCUGCUAGGCUCCCGUCGGCACCGAGGAGGCGGCGGAGGAAGAGCGGGGUCGGCGGCCACCCGCCCGCCCCGUCGCAGCGCCCCGCAGCCGCCCGCGGGGGAGGCCAAGAUGGCAGAGGCGUCGCCCCCCGCCCCGCUUUCGCCCCUGGACGUGGAGCUGGACCCCGAGUUCGAGCCGCAGAGCCGCCCCCGCUCCUGUACCUGGCCCCUGCAGAGGCCCGAGCUGCAGGCCAGCCCAGCCAAGCCCGCCGGCGAGCCGACCGCCGACGCCGCCUCCAUGAUCCCCGAGGAGGAGGACGACGAGGAGGAGGGGGGCGGCUCGGCCAUGACCGUCGGCAGCGCGGCCCCGGCGGGCGGAGAAGCGGCGGCGGCGGCCACCGCCGUGCCGGAGGAGGCGGCGCGGCUGCUGGCCCCGCUGCCCGGAGGCGGCCCGGAGGGGCCGAGCCUCUCGCCGGGGGGAGCGGCGGCGGCGGGCGGCGGGGGGCUGAGCGGGGGCCCGGCGGCGGCGCCGAGGAAGUGCUCGUCGAGGCGCAACGCGUGGGGCAACCUCUCCUACGCGGACCUCAUCACCCGUGCCAUCGAGAGCUCCCCGGAGAAGCGCCUCACCCUCUCCCAGAUCUACGACUGGAUGGUCCGCUGCGUGCCCUACUUCAAGGACAAGGGCGACAGCAACAGCUCGGCCGGCUGGAAGAAUUCGAUCCGGCACAACUUGUCACUCCACAGCCGAUUCGUCAGGGUGCAGAAUGAAGGCACUGGGAAAAGCUCUUGGUGGAUGAUCAAUCCAGAUGGUGGAAAAGGUGGCAAGGCACCCCGGAGACGUGCUGUGUCCAUGGACAACAGCAACAAGUACACCAAGAGCAGAGGGCGGGCGGCUAAGAAAAAGGCAGCCCUGCAGACUGCCCAGGAAACAAGUGAGGACAGCCCUUCUCAGCUCUCCAAGUGGCCAGGGAGUCCCACAUCCCGCAGCAGUGACGAGCUGGAUGCAUGGACAGAUUUUCGCUCCCGUACAAAUUCAAAUGCCAGUACGAUCAGCGGCCGCUUGUCACCAAUUUUGGCAAGCACUGAACUAGAUGAUGUUCAAGAUGACGAUGCUCCACUUUCUCCCAUGCUGUACAGUAGUCCAUCGAGCUUGUCCCCAUCGGUAAACAAACCAUGUACUGUGGAGUUGCCUAGGUUGACUGAUAUGGCUGGGACAAUGAACUUGAAUGAUGGACUGACAGAUAACCUCAUGGAUGAUCUCUUGGACAAUAUAACACUCCCUCCCUCCCAGCAGUCACCCACUGGAGGGAUAAUGCAGAGAAGCUCCAGUUUUCCUUAUGGUUCCAAAGGUUCAGGGCUGGGUUCCCCAUCAAGUAGUUUCAACAACGCUGUGUUCGGGCCAUCGUCCCUGAAUUCCCUCCGCCAGUCGCCCAUGCAGACAAUUCAGGAGAACAAGCAGGCCACCUUCUCUUCCAUUUCUCAUUACAACAACCAGACGCUGCAGGAUCUUCUUGCCUCUGAUGCACUUAGUCACAGCGAUGUCAUGAUGACACAGUCUGACCCACUCAUGUCACAAGCCAGCACAGCUGUGUCUGCCCAGAAUUCCCGCAGAAAUAUAAUGCUCCGCAACGACCCUAUGAUGUCGUUUGCUGCACAGUCCAGCCAGGGUGGUCUGGUCAAUCAGAACCUGUCACAUCACCAGCACCAGUCCCACAACUCCUCUCUUAGUGGCAGCCGUGCCUUGUCCAAUUCCAUCAGUAACAUAGGCUUAAGUGACUCCAGCAGCUUGGGAUCCACCAAACAUCAGCAGUCACCUGUCAAUCAGUCUAUGCAAACACUUUCUGACCCGCUGUCAGGCUCCUCUUUGUACUCUUCUAGUGUGAACCUCCCGGUCAUGGGACAUGAGAAAUUCCCAAGUGACUUGGACUUGGAUAUUUUCAAUGGGAGCCUGGAGUGUGACAUGGAGUCCAUUAUCCGCAGUGAACUCAUGGAUGCCGAUGGGCUGGAUUUUAACUUUGAUUCCCUCAUCUCAGCUCAGAAUGUUGUCAGUCUGAAUGUGGGGAACUUCACUGGUGCUAAACAGGCUUCAUCACAGAGUUGGGUGCCAGGCUGAAGGAUCUUUGAGAGCAGGGAAAAUGGGCAAACAGGCCCUCAAACUGACACGAGAUGUAGAGAGAGAACCCUUUGCCAAAUCUGCUGUCAGCAAGUGGACAGUGAUACUGUUUACAGCUUACAACCUUUGUGAACCCUGCAUUGUUUUCCUAAUGAAGCAGACUGUUAAUAGGCCCCUUACUGGAGUGAAGAUCCUACCUUUUUUUUUUUUACCUUUUUUUUUUCUUCCCCUCCUCUUUUCGUUGGAAAUUGAACUCAUUCUGAAGUAUGCAAAAUCUUCCUUUUCUGGGAUGGCCAAGCACCUGCUGUGGAGACAAUGUUCAGCACCAUCCUGUUGAGAACACACUGUGUAGCCUUUUACAGUAGUUACUUGUCAAUGAGUAUGUGGUGUUUCAAUAUAUUAAUGGUUUAUGGGAUGUUUUAAGUUGGUUUUCUUUUUGGAGGUUUUCCCCAUCUGCCCAGCCUCCCCCCUACAACCUCCAGUUUGAUUUCCUUAGAUUUUUGACCAUUUUUGCUUUCUCGCCCUGGGGAAUUUGAAGUACUGUGCACACGCAAGGAAAUGAUCAUAACCCAGCACUGCUGAGGUGCCAGGGUUUUCUGAAUAUAGAGCAUAUGUUAGACCGAUCAACUGGCUGAAUUCCAGAGAGAGGGGGUGCGCGUACCCUGUUCACUUGUUGGGUUGGUUUGUUUGUUUCUUUUUUAUUCUUUCCUUAAAUUUAAUGGUACGCCCCUGCCUUCUGUAAGUGUCAAACCAGAGCUGAUUGCAAAACAAGGGAAGAUAGUGGGUUUGCCUCUUGGUUCAUGGGGAUGGUCUGACAGCGGGUGCCGUUGCCCUCAUGUGCACCAAGGCAGGAGCCUGUGUUCUGCCCAAUGGAGCAGGCUCCCCUCCUGCCUUAUGUUGGUAAGGCUGCCCCUACUGCCACAGUGAGCUGGUGAGGAGUUGUGGGCUGAGCUGCCAGACCAGGUGAACAUAGCCACCUGUAGAGAUGCAUUUGAAAAAGCAAAAAGUAAAGGAAAUGUAGCAGCUGGGCAUCGGCAGGUGACUUGCAGUGACAAUGCCGGGAGCUGAGGCACAGGUCACUGCAGGAUGUGUUACUGCAUCAGUGAUCCUUUGUUGUUGUUGUUGUUUUAGACAUAUCCUUGAUUAUUUUUUCCUUCUCAUUAUGUAUAAUCCAUUGUGGCAGAAGAAGCAGGAGUGGGAAUGGCAAGGUGACAGUAUCAUACAAAUGGCUUUUUCACAUGAGCAUAGAUUGUAUCAAGAUAAAUGACACUGAAAGACAAGGCAGUUUUAUAUAUUUUGCUUCUAAGAUUUUCUUUUAUAAAAUGAAUAAUAAUUAAUAAUAAUAAUGAAUAAAAGGUAUGGUGCUGUAUAGAUCCUCUCUAUAAUCUGGAAAUUUGAUUACUUUUUAUUAGUAUCUUGGGGGGAAAGGGAUACAAAAAAAAGAGGUACAUAGGAACUCAAUAUGAAGAAGUUCUGAACAGGACAGUGUUCAUAAUUCUCCAAAGUGAUAUAUGAAGUUUUUUUUCUUUGCAUAAAAGCAUUAUGCAUAUAAAUAUAUAAAUAUAUUUUAUUAUGUACAGAAAUGGAUCAUUAUGCAUGGAUGUUAGGAAAACAAACUAGCAUUUUAACCCAAAGUCUCAGUGCAUGAGUUCCCUCUGACACGUGUCCCAUGCAAUGUGGAGUGACUCCCUCUUGCCACUGCCACCACACAUGCACAGCCAUGCACAGAUGCGUGCAUUUGUGGGCCCUUCCUCACUCCUUACUUUCCAGGUCCCUGAGGUGAUACAGGUGAAACAACAGCUCCUAGUGUGAUGGAAGUUUUGUUUUUGUACCGUAGCCUCCACGCUGUUCUCUCACAAAGAAGCACCUCUUGGUUUCUCCUCCCAGUUAUGACUGUGUAGGCUCUGUGCAGUUGUGGUUAGCAUAGCCCUGUAGCAUAUCAACUCUUCCAAGAAGCCAAGGGUUUAUCAUUUGCCUUUUAAAAAAACUUCUUUUUACACUGAGGUGGUCUGUUUGUCAGCGUGUGGCUUAGUUUAUUGCGUUCAUUGGAGUUGGCUGGUGCUCAUUGCCCAUCUCUAUCAGAAGCCAGCCUCCCAGGAUGCUUGUGUGGCACACCUGGGCACCUUGCUUAUUGGAGUCCAGUUGCAAGCACCUUUUACUGAAAUUGGGCUAGGGUUUGUCACUGGCCUCCUCUGAGCAUGUACCGUUAGCUCUCAGCUUCCCAGUACACCCCAAAAUGUGGGUCUAUGCUGAAGGACCCCUCUAGUGCUUCUUUCCCUGAGGCUUCUUUGCAGCUGCCACCUUGCGGCUGGACUUGUGCCCUGGCCCCGUGGUUUUGGCCUCUAGCAGAGUUCACUCUGUGACUCCCCAUGCUGGGGUGCAGCAUUUGAUCCCUGCAUGAUCCCUCUUCAGUAAGACCCGAGGAGCCUGCCCAAAGACCCACCAGCCAGGUCACUGACAGAUCCAGUAAGACCUGACUUGAUGGUAUGGCCAAGGUGACCAAAACUCGUAAUUUUUUUUGUCGUGGUACAGAUUAAGUUCUUGUCAAAGGCAAGGGAAGGCCUGUUAGCUUAAACAAAGUGUGGGCAACUUCUGCUCUGUUCUGGCAGCCUAGCCUGCUUGAGUUCAAAUGAGCUGGCUCCUGCUGUCAGAAAUGAGAGGGAAAACUAUGGCCUGCUCUGUUCAGAAAAUGGAGAAAUAACACCUGAUUUAGAGACAGCCCAUCAAUGGCAAAGAAGUUUUUUUAAAAAAGUAACAAAACAUUAGCAGCUGAAAGGCUUAACCUACCUCCCAGCAGUGUCAAGGAGAGCAUUUCCAUUGGUAUGGCUGGAACACCUUGAGCCCCUGCUUUGGAGAACAUCCCAGCACUUGCUGAAGAGGGUUGGACUUGGCCUUGGUUUGGUUUCUCUUGCUCAUUUUUGGGGCCAAAAUUUUCGAGUGAAAGUGCCUGGUGUCAGGCACUGAACACUGGGAACUCCAGUGUGGUCACAGAGGUUGAGCUGCUCUGCCCUCAUCACUUCUUGAAGGAAGGGGAAGUGACAGGUCCCCCCAGGCCCAGGGGAAAGUCAUCCUCCUCUACACCUGCUGAGGUGCCCAGCAAAGGUCCUUCACUCCAGAGGUGCUAAAUAAAUCUCACUGAAUUCAGAGGGCCACUUACUUAGGUGUCAAAAUACAGACUUGAAUAGCUAAUUUUGGGAACCUAAAAAUUUGGCCUUUGAGUCUUUGAACAUGUUUAUGCCUAGAAGUUUUCAUUGUGAAAUCAUGUAAAACAGAUAAAGGUCAUGGUCACAAUUACGUGGUUUGAACACUUGGUCUAAACAAAAGGUCUAAAAAGGUGUUAUUUAUGCAGUUUCUAGUCACAGAUUGGGGCUUGAUUUAAUGAUUUUGUAAAAAAAAUUUCUCUUGAGAAUAAUGGGAUCGUUAAACACUGUUUUACUCUAGAAAUUGUUGUGCCACCGCUUAAAAAAGUUACCUUUUAGGUUAUGUAUUUCUCUAAAAUUAUGUCAUUGCUUGGCAAUCAGUGUCCUGUAAGUGUUUCUAGUACGCUUCUAGAAUUGCCAACAGAUGCACAGGGGGACCAGAUACAUUUCGUUACUAUGGGUUGGAAAAAAUGGAUUGUACAUUUGGCUUCACAUGUUUAACUUUUUUUUUAAAAAGUUGCAUGAUUGGAAAAAAUAUGUAUACAGUAUCUGUAAAACUGUUUUAUCUGUUUCUGUUUCAAGCCAUGUAAAUUGGAAGAAUAUUAAAUCCACAGCCUUAUUGCGCAUGGCCGUCUUUACAUACUGAAGAGCUGAACAGUUUAUACUUUUCAUUUGGGCUAUCUUGUACUUUCAUUUGAAAGCAGACACUCUCACGUUGCAGUCUUACUGAGGAUUUUUUAUUUAAAAAAGAAAAAAAAAAAAAGAAAAAAGAUGCUGCCCUGGAGGAAUAUAUUACCUUACUACUCAGAGGUUGGAAGGAAGUUUGUUUUGGAGCAAAACCUGCCCCUUUCCAAACGAAGUAGAGACGCAGUGCUUACUCCACUUGGUGUUAGUAGAUAUUGCCUUGUGUAUUCCAUUUUAAAUUGUAAUCUAGUUUGUAAAAGAGAUGGUGACGCAUGUAAAUAAAGCAUAAUGGAUCUCUACAUUGCA